AUGGAUGACAUGGUAAUAGGCCGAGUACCCAGUUCGGCGGAUUCAUCGAAAUUCUCUUGGAAGACAAAUUCCUUCUUUUCAGCAGGUUGCGGUUUAACUUCAUAUUCUUCAAGAAUGGAGUUGACCGAGUCAGAGUCGUACUCGUGGCUGCCCUCAGAAGAGUCGGCAAAGUCCUCGACUCGAACAGGGUCUUUUUUUUGUAUAAUUUGCGGCAAUGCUUCAUUGGAACUUCGAAGCUCCAGCGACACCGAAGGACGAGAGUUUCGGUUUCUCAUGAAGUUACUGAAGCCGCUGGUUAUUGACCUUGCUGGAGACUUACUGGGGAACAAUUCAGAAGCCGUGGCAUGCUCAGGCUCGAACGGAUGUUCUGGUGCUUCAGAUAUGCUUUCAAUGGAAGGAUUUGAAUCGCGGUUGCGAAAAAUCUGCUUGAUGCGUUUUGACGGCGACACAAAUUCUGCCAGUAGUUCUGGUUUGGUAGGGCUGUUGGACAUAGCUAAGGGCCAUCUGGCGAUAGUGGUAAAGAAAGUUUGA
Messenger RNA from Meyerozyma guilliermondii ATCC 6260, 531 nucleotides. RefSeq lists its product as uncharacterized. The record is from RefSeq and is a predicted model, not a curated record. Bases 1 to 531 code for a protein of 176 amino acids. The transcript has a single exon. NCBI's taxonomy places the organism in Eukaryota, Fungi, Ascomycota, Pichiomycetes, Serinales, Debaryomycetaceae.